Marchantia polymorpha subsp. ruderalis is the source of this 5519-nucleotide messenger RNA. The record is from the annotation of a GenBank genome assembly. NCBI's taxonomy places the organism in Eukaryota, Viridiplantae, Streptophyta, Marchantiopsida, Marchantiales, Marchantiaceae.
UGCCUGUUUUGCUGGGCUAGGAGUGCCGUGCUAGGUGCUAUGCUGCGCUGUGCGCAGGUAGUGAGGGGAGCGAGGGAGGCGGGGGGUAUGGCUUCGGAGCGUGUGCAGGGCUUUUGCUUCUUUUGAUUCGUGUGGGGCUUGUUGUGUCGCUGUGCUGCUGUGCUGCUGCGUCUGUGCUGUGCUUGCAGGCAGGCAGGCAGAGAUAGAGAGAGAGAGAGCGAGUGCGAGCGAGUGAGCGGUCUUUCCUUCCCCGGGGAUCUAAGCUUUGUUGCGUUGUGCCUUCUGCCUUUCUUUUCUCUCCUCCUCCUCCUCUCCCCAUCUCUCUCUGUCUCUCCCUCUGUCACUCUCGCCUUCUUUCUCCGUGUGUCUCUCCAUUGGCCUGGCUUGGCGUUUUCUCUCUAUUCUCGCUCGGACUUCAUCAGCUUUCCCAUCAUCAUGUGCAUUUGGUUCCACUCCUCCUUGCUUCCCACCUCGUGCUUCGUCUUCGUAGGUCCGAGCAGUAGUACACGCCUGGGGCUCGCUUCGCCUCGCCUCGCCCCGGUCGGUGUGGUGUUGGUGGUGUUGAAUAGGGAGUAGGCGAGCGGAGGAGGCAAGGAGAGCAGGGAAAGGCUAGGGAGGGAAAGGAAGGGCAAAGAGAGGACGGGGGCAGCGAGGGAGGCAGCGAGGCAGAAGACAAGGUCGGGAGGGGGAGUCAAGCGAGGGAGGGUGGACGACGAAGAUCUCUCCUCUGUUGUGAGCCCAUGAGAGAGAGACAGACGGGCUAUGGCUGCUGCUUCUUCCUUUACUUUUACUCCCUCGUUCGCUAUUUCUGAGUUUUCUGCUUCUUCCGGUCGCAUCCCGGCUGCUGCCUUCUCGCAUCCUUCCUCAUUCCAUCGCCCCGACCAAUUUUUCGGCAUACCAUUCCUUUGAACAACAUCCGGGUUCAGGAGAUGCAUGCGAUGAGGCCAAAAGGCGAACCUAGGAGACUGCCACAAGUAUGCUAGCGGAUUUCAGGAUCGAUGUUGAAUCCACGUUGUUGGCAGGAGAAGUUUUGCUCUUGGUUUUAAAUUGGUCCAUUGGUUCAGUAUGUCAUGCUCAGAGGCUGGGGGAAUCGACAAUCGGAAGGGGAUCAGCUGCGCGAUGUAGGUUGUAGAAUGGCAGCGAGUUUCAAAGUUUCAGCACAAAGACUUAUAGAAGGCGUGCAGGGAAGGGCUGUUACCGACGUUGGAGUUGGCACGUAGGGUUUCGAACACCGAAGUGAGUCGUCAGGAACUGGAGCAAGGCCAUGGUGCGCCUUUUAGGUCUGAAUUCGCGGGUAGGCAUAGAUACAGAUGAUGGGCCCCGGGAGGUCGUCAAGACUCCAAACACAUCAGGGGACAGUGGAUGGCUUAUUAGGUUCUUCGACUCGUCUUUCUUUUGCGAGUGGAUUGCGAUCAGCUACUUGUACAAACAUGAGCACUCAGGGGUCAGAGAUUAUCUCUGCAACAGGAUGUACGCUUUGCCUAUCGCUGGCAUCGAGACAUACCUUUUCCAGCUUUGUUAUAUGCUCCUCCACAUGCCCAGUCCUUCGCUUGAUAAGUAUAUUGUUGAUAUGUGCUCCAAGUCGCUCCGUAUCGCCAUCAAGGUUCAUUGGUUUCUCUUGGCGGAAUUAGAGGAUGUGGAUGACAGUGUAACUAUUCAAAAGCUCCAAGAGAGAUGUCAAUCCGCAGCUCUGAACGGAGAUUGGCCGCCUUUAAUAAAGCCUCACAAGAACACGAGCAGUCCCGCUGGCGGGAAAAUACGCAUGUUCAAUAAAUUACUUUCCUCGCGACGUCUUCUGUCAACAUCUUCUCCUCCACAUCAGAAGCAAUCUUCGUCCUACACUUCGCCUGGGCCUCUUGAGGAUGGGGUCCGCGAAGGAAACAAGGUAUCUUCAGAUGACACAGAUUCGACCCUGAAGGUUUUUAAGAAGCUAUUACCAGGGCCCAAGGUGCGUGAAGCCUUUCUUAAAAAGUUCAGGGAGAAGGAAGAGGAGGAUGGUGACAGGCCGAAAGAUGCCGAAUCGGAGAAUUUUUUUCGGAGGUUGUUUAGGGACAAGGAAGACGAGGAGAGAGCUGGACGCAGCGAGGACUUCGCUAACCCCGAUGGGUUUUUCCGUCGAUUGUUUAGAGAUAAACAUGAAUCUGAUGACAGGAUUGGAGGGAGAUCCAUAGACGACGACGAGAAGGAGGGAUUUUUUCGAAAGUUGUUCCGCGACAAACAUGAUGACCGAGAUCGUGGCGAUGCCCGCGAGAAAGGUGAAGAUGACGAGAAGAUCUCCAUGAACUGGGAGGACGACGAAGUUCAUGAAUUUCAUGAGUUUUCUCUCUUCAAAAGAUUUUUCAGAGUUCAUCCCGAAGAUGAAUCCUUGGGUCUAGAUGGUAUCACGGGCACUCCAGACGGUAGCCCUGGUGAGAGUUUCUUCAAAAGACUGUUCAAAGAUCGUGAAGAUAGCAAGUUCUUUAGUCUGCGUCGUGAGGAUGGUACAGGUAUGAGUCCCUCCAACUUUCUGAAGCGUCUAUUUAAAGACCGUGGAGAUGAAGACGCGAAUAUGCCGGUUGCGGAGGAUGGGAUGCUAGUCGUGAAUACACACAUCAACACGGAUCUGGAUGUCCUAGAUCUGCCCAGGGAAAACUUUAAAGCGGUCCAGGUGCAUGUGAAGAACGGGUAUCAUCGUUCUGAAAGUCCUUUGAAAGAAGUGGGCAGUGUGAAACGUAUCGAAAAUUGCACCGACACUUCUGAAGAUAUGGAGUUUGCAGAUGCCCUACUUGGAGACAGAAAGCUGUUUUUUGAUGCAGAGGAUGCCAUCCACAGGGAUGAGCCUAUUGCAGCGGAUAAAAUUUCUCCAGAUCCUGGGUUUUGCAAGUUGGCUGCGCCACCUGAAACGCCACCACCAGUCACUAGAACAGUUUCCUUCACGAAGUUGGCAGGAUCUCCGUUGAGAAAACCUGAAAGGACGUCGUCCAAGCCACCACUACCUAGACACUCUACCUUCAGGAUUCGUAAAGGCACAUAUCAUGCCACUCUCGAUUUUGUGCAAUCCCUCUGUGACACAUCAACUGGUUUGGCGGAUGUGUUCCCCAUGGAAGAUCGUAGGAAAUCGUUGCAAGAGUCACUUCAGGAGCUCAAUGACCACUUAGUAUCUGCUGAGAAUGAUGGAGGUGUCUGUUUUCCCAUGGGAAGAGGCCUUUGUCGUGUUGUGCAUAUACCCGAAGAUGAAGCCGUCCUCUUAAAUUCAAGAGAAAAGGCGCCCUUUCUGAUAUGCGUGGAAGUUUUGAGGUGUGAUUCUCAAAGGCCCGAAGCAAAUCGUGAAGGGAAAGAAAUCAUCCCACGGAGACGUGGUGGAAUCCCAUUAGCAAACAGUGAUGUACAGUUUCCCCGACCACCCCCAUGGGCUUUUCCAACAUGGAACCACCCUAUGCAACAUCCGAACACGGAACAGCUUCUAAGAACUGCCUCUAAGGCCAUUGAUCAAGCUCUGGCUCAACUUUUGGAUUCAAAGCUUAAAGUUGUGGAUGUCACCCUCUCUGUUAAGAAGAGAGUUGGCCCAAGAUCAGACUCAGUAAAUCUUAGAAUAUCGGACAAUGAGGAUGCUUUAGUUUCUACUUCCACUGGAAGCAGAGGUGAGGAUGAGUUAAGAUCCGAAGCUGGAACCGGAAACAGUACAGACGGGGAGCAAGUCGCUUUAGAGAGAAGCAGAGAAGAGACUUCCAUUGGAGGUAGUGUAGAGGAUAACAAGCGUGAAGAUUGUGCUGACCAAAGUGGAGAUAGGGGAGCUGAAGGGAGCCUUGCAUCUGUUAGUGAGAGUGGGGACGCGGCUGGUCUUCGCUCCGAGGGGAGUUCUGAAGAAGAAUGGGUAACUGUUGUCUUGACUUCGGUCGCCGGUCUUAAUAUGGAAGAUGUUGAAGAGGACCAUCCUGUUCGAAAGAAAGAACAUCGUCGAGUUCCAAGUACGAUCGCCAUGGCUGAAGUCACUGCUGCUGCUGCCAAGGGUGAAGCUCCUGCUGGUCUUCCUGUUAAUAAAGCCGGUGGCAUUUCCACUGAAACACAAGUUGCGGAUAAAAGAGGCAUGGAUGCCAAAGCCACAGAUGCGCUCGCGGGUGAGCUUUGGGAGCAUAAGAAAGAUCGGAUCCGGAAGACAUCCAAGUUUGGUUCUCUUGCUGAUUGGGAUUUAUGCUCGAUGAUUGUCAAAAGCGGAGAUGAUUGUAGACAGGAGCACUUGGCAGUUCAGCUUGUUGCUCAAUUUUAUGAUAUCUUCCAAGAAGCUGGGUUGCCUCUCUGGUUGCGCCCUUACGAGGUCUUGGUCACCUCAUCACACACCGCCUUGAUUGAAACUAUACCAGAUACAGCAUCAAUACAUGCAAUUAAAAGUAGGAACUCUAAUUUGGUAAACCUACGGGAGUUUUUCUGCAACAAGUACAUAGAAAAAACACCAGAAUUUACCCUUGCUCAGAGAAACUUCGUGGAGAGCAUGGCUGGUUAUUCCAUCCUUUGUUACAUGCUUCAGGUGAAGGACAGACAUAACGGGAAUUUGCUGCUUGAUGAAGAAGGACACAUCAUACAUAUAGAUUUUGGCUUCAUGCUGUCAAAUUCUCCAGGUGGAGUCAACUUUGAGAGUGCACCUUUCAAACUGACACGUGAACUUUUGGAGGUUAUGGAUUCAGAUGCUGAGGGCAAACCCAGUGAAUUUUUUGACUAUUUCAAGGUUCUGUGCAUCCAGGGCUUUCUCUUGUGCAGAAAGCAUGCAGAGCGAAUCAUCUUACUCGUGGAGAUGAUGCAAGACUCUGGAUGUCCUUGCUUCAAGGGUGGCCCUAGAACAAUCCAAAAUUUGAGGAAACGCUUCCACCUGAAUUUGACGGAGCAGCAAUGUGUUUCUCUCGUCCUUUCGCUGAUUGACAACAGCUUGGAUGCUUGGCGAACACGUCAAUAUGAUUAUUAUCAGCGCGUACUGAAUGGCAUCCUCUAAAUCCGCGUGAAAGUCAUGACUUCUCUUCCCACUUCAGAAUUGGUCAGGUGCUGUGACACAUCUUCACAGCCUGUGUAAGAAUUGAGGUUCCUUGGAUCUUGGAUGUCCUGUCCAGAGGAACUUGUUGGUCACACACGGACCAGAAAGUGACCUCUACAUGUGGCUAAAUACUUUAUUUGUUUUGAGGAUAUCCAGUUGGGAUCAUGCAUGUUCUCAGUACUUAGCUUGAUUAUUGGAGAUGUGGAAGUUCAUGGACAGGCUGAGGAGAAACUCCAUACGCUGGUCUGUGACGCUAUGUAUGUUUUGGUUUGGCGUUUGAUUUGAACUCCGGCCACGACGAUUCCUGUGAUGACGCACCAACAGUGCCAUGUUUGUAUAGUUCACCCUUACCUCCUGGCCUUUGCAGCUAGUGAGGUGGGGUCAGAUUGGUUGUAAUUGCUUUACAACCAUUGUAAUUAUAAUGCGGACACACUUGGAUUGCAAAUAACUGUGUAGCUUGUAUAACGUUCGGCAAGGUGGUUGUUGUACACCAAUUUUGCAGCAAAAUUGUCACGGA